AUGUCCUCCACUGGAAUCGCCGUGGGUCUGAACAAGGGUUUCCCUGUUAACAAAAAGCAGGUGGCUCCUCGCCCCGCUUCCCGUAAAGGACGUGCUGGCAAGAAGACGAAACUCGUGCGUGAAAUCGUGCGUGAAGUGGUUGGCCUUAUGCCGUAUGAGAAGCGCAUUCUUGAUAUGAUCAAGAGUGGUGGUUCAUCGGCUGAGAAGCGUAUCUACAAGUUUUCUAAGAAACGCUUGGGAACGCACCGUCGUGCUUUGCAGAAACGUGAAGAGAUGAAGGCGUACUACGCUGCUCUUCGUGCGAAAGCCGUGCAUCACGCUUAG
Peronospora farinosa is the source of this 324-nucleotide messenger RNA. Lineage: Eukaryota; Oomycota; Peronosporomycetes; Peronosporales; Peronosporaceae. The record is from the annotation of a GenBank genome assembly.